AUGGUGAAACUUUUCAUCGGGAACCUCCCCAGGGAGGCGACAGAACAAGAAAUCCGUUCCCUUUUCGAACAAUACGGGAAAGUUUUGGAAUGUGACAUCAUCAAGAAUUACGGUUUCGUUCAUAUCGAAGAUAAAACAGCUGCCGAAGACGCUAUCCGGAAUCUUCACCAUCAUAAACUUCACGGGGUUUGUAUCAACGUAGAAGCUAGUAAAAAUAAAAGUAAAGCUUCUACUAAACUCCACGUGGGGAACAUCAGCCCAGCUUGUACCAAUUUGGAGCUCAGAGCUAAAUUUGAAGAGUACGGCCCCGUUAUCGAGUGCGACAUCGUCAAGGAUUACGCCUUCGUCCACAUGGAACGCGCCGAAGACGCCGUCGAAGCCAUCAGGGGGUUGGAUAAUACGGAGUUUCAAGGUGAUUUCGUGGCACUGGGGAAUUUAGGGAUGGAGUUUUUGAGGUGGUUUCG
Molecule: messenger RNA, 464 nt
Organism: Antrostomus carolinensis (chuck-will's-widow)
Lineage: Eukaryota; Metazoa; Chordata; Aves; Caprimulgiformes; Caprimulgidae
Product: RNA-binding protein 4B
Exons: 1
Cellular component (GO): nucleus
Molecular function (GO): mRNA binding
Source: RefSeq, a predicted model, not a curated record